Messenger RNA from Suncus etruscus (white-toothed pygmy shrew), 528 nucleotides. It is a transcript of the gene PLA2G2F, whose product is annotated as phospholipase A2 group IIF. The transcript is spliced from 4 exons. The record is from RefSeq and is a predicted model, not a curated record. Gene Ontology annotation, biological process: negative regulation of T cell proliferation; phospholipid metabolic process; arachidonate secretion. The coding region runs from base 1 to 528 and encodes 175 amino acids. Lineage: Eukaryota; Metazoa; Chordata; Mammalia; Eulipotyphla; Soricidae. Gene Ontology annotation, molecular function: phospholipid binding; calcium ion binding.
AUGAAGAAAUUCUUCAUUAUUACCUUCGUGCUUGGCUGUGUCUUGUCCACGGCACACAGCAGCCUGAUCAACCUGAAUUUCAUGGUGAAAACCAUCACUGGGAGAAACGCCAUCAUGUAUGUGGGCUAUGGCUGCUACUGCGGACUAGGUGGGAGUGGUGAGCCCAAGGAUUUGAUGGACUGGUGCUGCCAUGAACAUGAUUGCUGCUACCAGAAGCUCUUUGACCAUGGCUGCCAUCCCUUUUUGGACCCCUAUGAGUACACCAUUGAGAACAAGGAGGUCAUGUGCAAGACGGUCAACGUGACGGAGUGUGACCAGAUGACAUGCGAGUGUGAUAAGAAUAUAGCUCAGUGCUUCCAGAACAACCGGUACAACUAUGAUUAUCGCAACUAUUCCAACUUCCACUGCACUGGCCCCAUGCCCAACUGUAGCAUCUAUGAACCGCCCCCUGAGAUGCCCCCUGAGAUGUCCCCUGAGAUAUUUACCUGCCCGCCACCCCUCUCUCCAGGGUCUUCUGUACUUCCCUAA